AUGGUCGAGGCAAAUAGUUUGUUAAACAAGGUUCUAAUCACAAUUUCUGCGAUUCUCACUUUGUUGAGUACAACUGUUAUUUUCGUUACAUAUAUCGCAUUGAAGGAUUACCGAUCAACCUCAAGAAGAAUUCUUGUUUAUAUCUCCAUCGCCGACUUCUUACUUGCUGCAAGUAACUUGUUUGGAGUGUGGAAGCCACACGAUAGAAGUGGAAGGAUUUGCAAGAUACAAGCCUGUGCCUCGGCGUGCGCUUAUUUAUGGUCGGUUCUUUGGACAACGUUUCUCGCCGUUUUCUUGUACACCACUGUAGCGAAGAGACAGCAUCGCAAAGGAGAGAUCAUGCUCAAAGUUUUUCAUGUCUUUGGAUGGGGAAUUCCUUUUAUUAUCGUGGGAACUGCUUUAGGACUAAACAAACUAGGAAACAACAGCAACACUCUGACAUCCGGUUGGUGUUGGCUAGACUCAAAUCUGAGAAGAGAUGAUUUGCACUUAUGGCUUUGGCUUAUAGGAAUAGCUUAG
This is a messenger RNA of Porites lobata, 519 nucleotides long. The record is from the annotation of a GenBank genome assembly. NCBI's taxonomy places the organism in Eukaryota, Metazoa, Cnidaria, Anthozoa, Scleractinia, Poritidae.